GUAUGUAUACAAGACAUGGUGUCAAUAGUGACGAAGUCCGGGUAUUACAUUGUCAGCGGAAUUUCCAUGGUACCUGCAUAUGCCUACAGCACCCAGCGUUCUUGAACGGAACGGACUCAGAUAAUUAGUACGAUAACUAUUCCUGGACGGCAGUUAAUUAUUAAAAACCUUUCUAGGGUGUGAUUGUGACUGGGACAUUUAUGUAAACGGACAUUGUAUCUGUGCAUAAAUACAGAUUUAACUGACUCGAGAUGGCUUCAACAUAUGAAGACCUUCACAAUGCCGCACUUCUCAGAGAGUUAGAAGUUGGAGAUUUGGUGGAAUUUCCAAGAGCACUGUAUUCACAUUGGGGUGUUUAUAUAGGAAACCAACAUAUUGUACAUUUAACUGGAGUAGACGGUGCUGGUAGUAUGGAUGCUCUUACCUCCGGAAGUUUAUUCUCAGUUUGUGGGGUGACCUUCGACAAAGCCUGGGUAAAGAUCGAGGAUUUCUUCAAAGUUGCUAAAGGAUGUCAAGCUAAACGAAACAAUGGAAAGGAUCAUGUAUGCAGGCCACUACACCCACACGAAAUUGUUAAGAGGGCUAAGAAAAUGGUCGGGGAGAUAGGCUACAACGUUCUAUGGUACAAUUGUGAACACUUUGCAGCCUUUCUUAGAUACGACAGGAAGUGGUCCGAACAGGUGGAUAAAGCAGCAGAAACGGCGGUUUGGGGCGGUGCUUUAGUCGCCGGUAUUGGAACUGCCAUUGGUCUAUUUGCUAGCACAUCUAAAAACAAAAACAAGUAAAAAAAAAAAAAAAAAAAAAAAUGGAAAAGGAUCAACGUGAUAUGCAUAUUGUCCAAGUAAAAAUCUCGUAUUUCUGUUCAGUAUUAUAAAGAUACACACAAUAUGAAGUAACCAUGGCAAAACUUAACAUGUUGUGAUCUGUAGAUGGACGACCAGAAGAGCACCACAGAAUAACGUUGGAUUUAUUGUCACUCCCCUGGAUCUCAUGGGAGGAAAUGACCUAGAUUUGCAUGCAGCGGAUCUAAGAUGCUUACCCUUCCUGAACACAUGGUCAUAUUAUCUUUGUACUGUUUCUAGAAUCUCUAUACAAAUCUAUUUCAUUCAUAUUUUGCCUCCAUAUUGAUUUAGAAUUAAGUUCUGGUUGUUUAUCAGAUAUGAUAGUAGAGAAUAUAAUAUAUCUGACAUGCGAAAAAUUUUCGUUUUGAAGUUUAAACACAUUUUCAGUUUUCUCAAUGUUUUAUGGUGUUCCAUUUUGAUUAAGACAUCUAUCUUCCGGUACAAUAUUCCAGGAAGAACAAACCAUUUCGGUUUUAACUUACUUGUAAAGAAGUCGGGUAUACUAGGCUCGGAACGUGUCAAAUCGGUAAUUAAUACAACUCUUUAUAUUUAUCAGAUCAAUAGAAUAUACACUGUGAUACACGAGAGAUUAUUCAAAUCCUUCUGUAAAGAAACAUACAGAAAUCUCCUACGUCCAUGUUAGACAAACAAUUAUAGUAAUAUGUUCAGCAUAAAACGACAAACUUACUACAGAUUUCUGAAAAUUAAAUAUUUGUUUCAAUUUGAA
Pecten maximus is the source of this 1569-nucleotide messenger RNA. Its product is annotated as phospholipase A and acyltransferase 2-like. Lineage: Eukaryota; Metazoa; Mollusca; Bivalvia; Pectinida; Pectinidae. Gene Ontology annotation, molecular function: A2-type glycerophospholipase activity; glycerophospholipid phospholipase A1 activity. The transcript has 6 exons. The record is from RefSeq and is a predicted model, not a curated record. Gene Ontology annotation, biological process: N-acylphosphatidylethanolamine metabolic process. Gene Ontology annotation, cellular component: cytoplasm. Bases 252 to 785 code for a protein of 177 amino acids.